ACCACUUCCUACCCAAAAUUGGGCUUAGACGAAACAACGAGCAAGAAUUCGAAAACCCUCGAAUCUUCCCCAAAUUGCCUAACUUCCCAUUAAUACCUGUCUCUCCCUUGACUCCACCCCUUCCCAAAAAUUUAACAAAAUAAAAGAAAAAUAAACCUUGAUCCAUUCAGUUCCUUCAAUUCUCAGGUGUGCAAGGGAUGGCGAAUGGGUUUGGGGAAUCAACAAGCAUACCGCCCCCAAGUCCAUCUUGCUCGGGUAGUAAUAAUGCUAAUGAUGCUGGUGAUUUUGAAUGCAAUAUCUGCUUCGAAUUAGCUCAAGAUCCUAUUGUCACUCUUUGCGGCCAUCUCUUCUGUUGGCCAUGCCUAUACCGAUGGCUGCAUCAUCACUCGCAUUGUCAAGAAUGCCCAGUCUGCAAGGCCCUCAUACAAGAGGAAAAACUCGUUCCUCUUUACGGCAGGGGCAAAAACCAGACUGAUCCACGUUCAAAAUCAUAUCCAGGCAUGGAAAUCCCAAACCGCCCUGCUGGGCAAAGACCAGCAACUGCUCCUCCUCCCGCAGAAACAAAUCAGUUUGCCAAUUAUGGUUUUGGACUAAUGGGUGGUUUUGUUCCCAUGGCAACUGCAAGGAUUGGUAACUUCACGAUGGGAUUUGGAGGCCUAUUGCCAUCCUUGUUUAACAUUCAGUUUCAUGGAUUUCCAGAUGCUACUGUGUAUGGAACAACUUCAGGAUUUCCUUAUGGCUUCAAUUCAUUUCAUGGUCGUCAUGCUCAAGGAUUUCCCCAGCCAACAACUCGAGGACACCAAGCAGAUAAUGUUUUGAAGAAUCUUCUUUUGUUGAUCGGGGUCUUUGUGGUCCUUGCUCUGCUUUAUUGGUGAAUUAGUUUCCAUUUAAGCUUAGUCAAUGCUCCUUAUUUAGUGUCUGUGUCUGUAAAUAUGCAAGCUUCAUUGGUGAUUAUGUUUUGUGCUUGACAAAAACUUGUCCAUAUGAUACUGUCACUUUUGUUUCAUUUAGCAUCGGCAACAACUUAUACCUGUCUUAAUUUCUCUUUCAAAGUAAACUGGUCAAAGUUUUCUUUAUACA
Theobroma cacao (cacao) is the source of this 1080-nucleotide messenger RNA. RefSeq lists its product as uncharacterized. Gene Ontology annotation, biological process: ubiquitin-dependent protein catabolic process. The record is from RefSeq and is a predicted model, not a curated record. Gene Ontology annotation, molecular function: ubiquitin protein ligase activity. Lineage: Eukaryota; Viridiplantae; Streptophyta; Magnoliopsida; Malvales; Malvaceae. Gene Ontology annotation, cellular component: endoplasmic reticulum.